Messenger RNA from Dromiciops gliroides (monito del monte), 2634 nucleotides. RefSeq names its product terminal uridylyl transferase 1, U6 snRNA-specific (gene TUT1). The transcript has 9 exons. Lineage: Eukaryota; Metazoa; Chordata; Mammalia; Microbiotheria; Microbiotheriidae. Gene Ontology annotation, molecular function: RNA binding; poly(A) RNA polymerase activity; zinc ion binding. Gene Ontology annotation, cellular component: mitochondrion. The coding region runs from base 59 to 2608 and encodes 849 amino acids. The record is from RefSeq and is a predicted model, not a curated record.
GCGACCCACUUCCGGUAGUGGCGGAAGUCGUGAUAGGUUCGGCUCUGAAGCGGGAACUAUGGCGGCGACGGAGCCGGAUGUGGAGGCUUUACCGCGCGGGGGCUUCAGAUGCUGCCUCUGCCACGUGAACACGGCUAAUAGGCCAAGCUUGGAUGCCCACCUGGCGGGCAAGAAGCAUCGCCGCCUUGAAGAGCUCCGAGCUACCCGACGGGCUCAGGGACUGCGGAGUGUGUUUGUCAGCGGCUUUCCCCGGGGCCUGGAUCCGGCCCAGCUCUCUGAGUACUUUCAGGCCUUUGGGUCGGUGGCCAGCAUCGUCAUGGACAAGGACAAGGGUGUGUUUGCUAUUGUUGAAAUGGGAGACUCCCGUGCCCGUGACGCCAUCCUGUCCCAGCCCCAGCACGCUCUUGGCGGCCAUCGAUUACGUGUCCGGCCUCGGCAGCAGAAGGAAUUCCAGAUUCCAGCUCCCAAGUCACCCAAGGGGGCCCCGGCCGAUGACCAGCAGCUGACCCGGGCGCUGGCAGAGGCUGUGGAUGUGGAGGCCCAGAUGGUGCAGCUGGUGGGCCUUCGGGAGCUCUCGGAGGCCGAGCGGCAGCUUCGAGGGCUCAUCGUGGCGCUGAUGCAGGAGGUCUUUGCUGAGUUCUUCCCUGGCUGUGUCAUCCGUCCCUUUGGCUCUUCUACAAAUGGCUUUGAUGUCCACGGGUGUGACCUUGACCUCUUCCUGGACCUGGGGGAUCUGGAGGGGCUGCAGCGAGACCCAAAGGCCCCAGCCUCUCCGGUGUUGGAUUCAGCGCUUGCUUCUCCACUGGAUCCUCAAGCCUUGGCCUCCACUCCAGCUUCCCCUGUAGACUCUCAGGCCCCAGCAUCUCCCCAGGACUCUGAAACCCCUAUGUCCUCCCUAGCCCCUCCAACCCCUGACUCGGCCCUGGCCUCCCCACAGUCCUUGCCCCCAGUAUCACCUGCUCAGGAGGAGGUGGGAGAAAGGGACUCGGGGAAGGCCUGGGAGCUUGGGGGAGCCCUUCCGGGGGAGGUGGGGGAGGGAGAGGCCAUGCUGGAACUUGUCGGCUCCGUCCUCCGGGGCUGUGUCCCCGGGGUGCAUAGCGUCCGGACCGUGCCCUCAGCUAGACGCCCUGUGGUCAAAUUCUGCCAUCGACCCUCUGGUCUUCACGGUGACCUCUCCCUCAGUAACAGGCUGGCGUUAUAUAAUUCCCAGUUCCUGAGUCUCUGCUGUGCCCUGGACAGGCGGGUACGGCCCCUGGUCUACACCCUGCGCUGUUGGGCUCAGGGGCGAGGGCUGACAGGGAGCGGCCCCCUUCUGAGUAAUUACGCACUGACUCUCUUGGGGAUCUACUUCCUUCAAACCCGGGACCCUCCCGUGCUGCCUUCCCUCGCCAAGCUCAGCCAGGCGGCAGGUGAAGAGGAGCGGGUUGAGGUGGACGGCUGGGACUGCAGCUUCCCCCAGCAGGCUUCCCGCCUGGCGCCCAGCACCAACACUGAGCCCCUUGCUGCUCUCCUGGCCCAGUUCUUUUGCUGUGUCUCCAGCUGGGAGCUCCGAGGCUCGCUGCUGUCUCUGAGGGAAGGCCAGCCGCUGCCCGUAGCCGAGGGCCUGCCCCCUGGUCUCUGGGGGGGCUUACGCCUCGGCCCUCUGAACCUGCAGGACCCUUUUGACCUAAGUCACAACGUGGCGGCCAACGUGACUGGCCGGGUAGCUGGCCGCCUGCAGAACUGUUGUCGGGAGUCGGCCAAUUAUUGUCGAAGCCUCCAGUUCCAGCGGCGAUCCCCUCGGGGCCGGGACUGGGGUCUGCUUCCUCUCCUGCAGCCCAGCUCCGCCACCUCCCUGCUGUCUGCUACUCCCAUCCUUCUGCCCCCGGCCCCCUUUGCCCAGCUCUGUGCUGCUAUCAGCCAGGUGUUUGAGGAAGUACUGGGCUGCCAGGUGGAGCAGAGCAGCAAGAGACAGAGGCCAGAAGGAAAUGGUGACAGGGAGGAGUGUGUCCAGGGAGGACCAAGUAAAAGACUCCGAUUAGAGAGGGAGGGAGGGCAGAAGGGAGCCCUGCAGAAUGAGGGGCACCGAGGAGAGGCCGAGGUGGAGGAGAUGGUGCUGGAGGCUGAUGGAGAGCAGGGCCAAUCGUCAGCCCCUGGGGACCCUGGGCCGCCCGGGGACCAGCUGCAGAGGCUUGGGCAGCAUCAGGUCGAAAGGGAAGUCAAGCAGUUGGAAAACCCAGGCACUGAAGAGGUAGAAGCGGCCCAGGGGGACAAGGAGACAGGUCCUGGGAUGGCCCGGACCUGGCUCUGUACACUUUGCCAUCCAGUAUGGCUCGGGCGGCGGAAGCUCCGGAGGCACCUGCAGCAGCAAGCCACAGGGGAAAUGAGCUGGCUGCAGGUGGAGGCUCGGGUGACCCAGGAGCUGAUAGCACAGGAAAACAGGAAGCAGAGGCUGGAGCCGACACAGCCCCUCCUCACCUUCAUAGCUUCCGCCAGCCCCACUGGCCAAUUUCUCACUCUCACCCAGCUCCAGGAUCCUCAGAGUCUGUUCCCUGAUCUCCAUCAUUUCUUACAUGGUUUUCUACCUCGAACUGUCCGGGGCCUCCUAGGGUGUGAGAAGGGCAACUGAAGAGAGGAGGGGCCAAUAAAGUGCUU